Saimiri boliviensis boliviensis (Bolivian squirrel monkey) is the source of this 3976-nucleotide messenger RNA. The record is from RefSeq and is a predicted model, not a curated record. NCBI's taxonomy places the organism in Eukaryota, Metazoa, Chordata, Mammalia, Primates, Cebidae.
AGGCUGCCGGGAGGGGCCUUGCCGGCCUGAUCGUGGUCUGGCAUCCAGGGAGCUAUGGAAAGGCUAUGAGCCAGUGUGAGGAUGAGCUCAUUUCUCCUUGAGGGGUAGAAAACCUGCAGGGCCACUGUACUCACCCAGCCUGGGGGUUCCAGGCACACCCAACACCCUUUCCUCCUCCCACCCUCAAGAUCCUGCCUCUCCAUUUCUUGGGUACAUCAUGUCAGUAUUCUGUGCCUCAGUGUCUCAUCUGUGAAAUGGGCGUGAAGCGGUGCCUGCUGUAGUGUCAGGGUGAGGACUCAGUGGCUGAUGUGCAGGAAGUACCUGGAGCCAGGCCAGCAGUCAGUGCCCACAUCCUCACUCCUCUCUGCCAUGGAGACCCUCUCCCAGUGGUGACCCCUGGCCUGGUUUGGAGAGGGCAGUGCUUUGCCCAGCAUGGGGCCCAAGGAGAUCCUCAGUUUCCUUUUCUGUUGGAUGGGGGUACAACUGCUCACCUCCCAGGGUGGCCGAGGCUUAGGGAGGAGCUGCACGUGGAACUCCGGCCUGGGUGGGCUCUGUUGGGGCAGGGCCGUGGGAAGCUCUCAUGUCUCUCCCGCCCCAUGUGCCCUGUGCCCCGUGUCCCUUCAUUUCAGGGCCCCCAUCAUUGUCCAGGGGUUGAGUCAGCUCACUUGCGGCUGUCAGCGCAAGGAACAGUAAACAAUUUUAAUGUGAAAAUGGCCUGAAUCUGUCAUCCCCAGGGCGUCUCAAGGCAGGGAAGUGGUGAGGAUGAGAUUGGGACGCAGCCCUCUGGUGCCAGCCACGUCUUCCUGCCCCUCACAGCCCUCAGGUUGAAGGUUCCUGGGGUCACAUUUGGCCCAAGAGGCCUGGUCCUCAGGGACACGCAAUUGUGCCCUGUAUACCAGCUGUCUGGGCUGCGCGUGGCCUCAGCUGCCCAGGGGAAGUUUGCUCCCUCAUUUCUGCUUUCCUGGCAGGUCCCGAGGCCAGCAGGGUCUGGGCCAAGUUCUAAAAGGCAACCCUAACAUGGUCGCAGGGCCACUCCUGGCCAGUGCUGAGUCGGAGGGAAGUGGGUCUGUCUGGCCCAGCUGCAGUGGGGACCCCGCCUGGCAGCACUUCCUGUUGUCUUGGGGUUCGCUGCCGGGAACACACACGUGGAUCUAGGAGACCCUCUCGGGAGCUGCAUCCUGGGCUGACUGCUGGGAGACGGUGCAGGGCUCCAGUGCCAGCCCCUACCUGUCUGUGUGGCAUCUGGGGAAUGGAUGGGCACAGCAGCUCGUGCCCCCACUGGUGGGUCAGACAAGGGAUGCCGGAGGCCCCAGGCGGGUCCUAGCAUAUGGUAGGUGGAAGGAGGGGUGCCUGAUUCUCAGGCCUUCCCACCAUCUGCUCAUGCCUGCUGAGUCCAAGGGUUAGGGCCGGGGAGCAGGACAGGCUGCAGGCAGCCAACGUCUAGACUGGGACCCCCGGCAGUUCAUCCCUGUUGCCCACCUGGGUCCCGGUUAGCACAGGAGAACCUGUGCCCCAGGCUGUCCUUUCCUGGCCGUGCCGCUAUUUUUGGAGCCUGUUCAGCUGCUUUUGAGUGGGUGGAGUUGGCUGGGGGGUAGUCUUUCAAAACAGUGAGAGCUAGGCAUCAAGGAAGAACACCCCAACCCUGCCACCUACUGCCAUGUGCUCCACCCGCCACCGGGCCUGAGAUCAUCCCAGUCAGUCCACUUCACAUCCUUGUAUGCCCAUUUUACAGAUGAGGAAACUGAGGCAUAGAAUGGUCACCCUACUGGUCAGUGUUGUGGCAGCUUCCAGCCCGGCUCCUCGCAGGCCCUUGGAAAGGGGGCAGCUGAUAUGCAUCCCCACAUUUGUGGGGCCACAGCCCCCCACCCUGUCUCCUCCCAGCCAAGCCCUGGGUGGUCUGGAGCACCCACUACGCUAUGGCCAGAGCCAGGCCUGUAGAUGCAGCAAGCCUGGUUCAUAUCCCACCGUGGUGCCAGCCCCUCCUGCCUGAGCUGAGGAUGCUCACUGAAGUGGCCCUAGGACCCACCGUGUGUCCCAGCCCCAACACUGUGCAGCCUGCAGUGGCGAGGCUGACCGUCCACAGAAGGGAGCAAGAGGAGGUGGCCACAGCCCUGCACAGAGCCUGCCUCCUCACCCAGCCUCCUUCCUAGCUUUCAAAGGAAAAAUACCUGGCCUGGCCCCAGGCCCCGGGUGCUGCUGAGGCUCUGGGGAAGUCCCGCUGGCCCUGGGAAUAUAUUAACGACGGUGUUUAUUCUCUGCACUGCCCAAGCCAUGGGCUCAGGUUUCGGCAGGGCUGGGCUCCUGGCAGCUUCUGCUGGCUGGUCAGGAUCACAGGGUUCCCUCCUCUGUGGUGGCUGGGUCCCCUGGCCAUCCUAAAGCCCAUCCCAAGACGGGCAAGUGCCCAGGAGUGGGGGAGAGUAGGGUCAUCCUCCCUGGGACCCUUCUAUGUGGUGAUCAGCUCCAGAGCCCCAAGGCCCAGAGCGCUGAGGUUAGGGACAGGGAAGCAGACCAGCCCUGCUGCCUUCCCUUCCAUGUGACACUCCCAAGGUGGCCUGCUGCCCGGGGUGGUUGCCAGCUACGCUGUAUCCUAGGGCAGCCCUACGCUUUGGGACACAGUCGUGGGAGGCGGCUCUGGGCAAACCUCCUCCGAGCUGCAGGCUGCUGGUCUGUUGAAUGGGUGAGGAACAUGGCCUCUCACUCGCCUGCAGAAAGUCGAGGCAUGGAUGGAUGCCCGUCUCCGCCCCUCCCUGCAGCCCUGUGGCACCCCGGCCUCCCAACCUGCAUCUUUCAUGAGUCUGGAAACAGGAUCUCCCAGAGCGGGCCCCAGGAGGUCGGCUGCCAGCAGUGGGUUCUUACAGCUGCCUCCGAGCAGCCACCCCGCUGGGGCUGGAGGCACAGGCCCAUCAACGUGAACCAUUACGCCAACAAGAAGAGCGCGGCGGAGAGCAUGCUGGAUAUCGCGCUGCUGAUGGCCAACGCGUCCCAGCUGAAGGCCGUGGUGGAACAGGGCCCCAGCUUCGCCUUCUACGUGCCCCUGGUGGUCCUGAUCUCCAUCUCGCUGGCCCUGCAGAUCGGCGUCGGGGUGCUGCUCAUCUUCCUCGUCAAAUACGACCUUAACAACCCGGCCAAGCAUGCCAAGCUGGACUUCCUCAACAACCUGGCCACGGGCCUGGUGUUCAUCAUCGUGGUGGUCAACAUCUUCAUCACGGCGUUCGGGGUUCAGAAGCCCUUGAUGGACAUGGCGCCCCAGCAGUAGGGCACCCAGGACCCUGGAUGCUGCUUGCCCUGCAACUCAGCUGCCCGACCCCAGGAGCCGCCGUACCCGUGAGGUGUCCACCUUGCUGCACAUGGCACUCCCCAGACUGCCAGAGCCCAGGCUGGCCUCAUCUCCACCAUGUCCCUGGACCAGCCCUUGCUCUGACUAUGGCUGGCCACCAUGGGGUAGGCCACUCGUGUCUCUUGGCUGCUGUUCCCAGGAGGCAGCUCCCUCCUGGCACAUGGGGGCUGGCCACAAUGGCCCAGAGGGUCAGAGCUGGCCAGCCCCAGAGACCUGUGCCCAGAGAAGGGUCUCGACCCACCCAAGGACACAGCAGUUCUGUUGGAUGGGUUGGAUGAGGGACCAGGGCCAGCCUCUGUCUCAGGACAUUCCAGAAGGACAAGGAGAUGUCUCUCCCUCUGCCGAAGCACCAGCGUCCCCAUCUCCCGUGGUCCCUGUCUGGGUUGCCUGGUGACCCCAGCAUCUGCCCGCUGCCUAACCCAGGGACCCUGGAGAGCCAGAGCUGCCUUUUGGCCCUGUGGUAGCCACUGGCUCUGGUCUCAAUGCCUGGGCUUGGUGACCAUCAAGAGGAAGCCAGCCAGACCUAUGAGGGCCGUAGACCCUGCGUAUACCCUGUACCAGCAGUGAACAGGCAGAGCCCAGCACCCACUUUUCUAAUUAUGAAUGACUAAUAAAGCCUACGUUUCUCAUCGGGCUCCA